Molecule: messenger RNA, 378 nt
Organism: Nicotiana attenuata
Lineage: Eukaryota; Viridiplantae; Streptophyta; Magnoliopsida; Solanales; Solanaceae
Exons: 3
Coding region: 1-378 (125 amino acids)
Source: RefSeq, a predicted model, not a curated record
AUGGUGUUUAUUGACUUGGAGAAGGCGUAUGACGAGGUCCCAAGGGAGGUGCUAUGGAGGUGCCUGGAGGCGAAGAGCUUGCCGGAAGCCUACAUCAGAGCGAUCAAGGACAUGUACGAUGGAGCUAAGACUAGGGUUAGGACGGUGGGUGGCGACUCAGACCAUUUCCCGGUGGUUAUGGGGCUUAGCCAAGGAUCCGCGCUUAGCCCUUUCUUAUUUGCCUUGGGGAAGUUUUAUAGAGCUGUGGUUAGACCUGCCAUGUUGCAUGGGGCGGAGAGCUGGCCGGUUAAGAAAUCGCAUGUUCAGAAAGUGAGGGUUGCGGAGAUGACGAUGCUCAGGUGGAUGUGCGGGCGCACCAGGUGGGCGCCUGCAACAUAA